AUGGCCUCCUUCUCAGAGCUCUCCUCCAUCUACUCAGCCCUCAUCCUGCAUGGCGAUGAGCUGACAGUCUCAGAGGAUAAGAUCUAUGCCCUCAUUAAAGCAGCGGGUCGAAGUGGUGAACCCUUGUGGCCGGGCUUGUCUGCAGAGGCCCUGGCCAAUGUCAACAUCGGGAGCCUCAUCUGCGAGGUAGGGGCUGGGGGCCCUGUUCCAGCAGCUGCUGCUGCACCAGCAGGAGGUCCCGCUCCGCCCACUACGGCUGCCCCAGCUGAGGAGAAGGAGCUGGAAGCAAAAGAAGAAGAAUCUGAAGAGUCUAAUGAUGACAUGGGCUUUGGUCUUUUUGACUAA
This is a messenger RNA of Callorhinus ursinus (northern fur seal), 345 nucleotides long. Its product is annotated as large ribosomal subunit protein P1-like. Gene Ontology annotation, cellular component: cytosolic large ribosomal subunit; ribosome. Gene Ontology annotation, biological process: cytoplasmic translation; translational elongation. The record is from RefSeq and is a predicted model, not a curated record. Lineage: Eukaryota; Metazoa; Chordata; Mammalia; Carnivora; Otariidae. Gene Ontology annotation, molecular function: structural constituent of ribosome; protein kinase activator activity; ribonucleoprotein complex binding.